UUUAGUGUCUUCGGUAUUAGAAGACACAGACCUGCUGGUUUUCGGACCUUAAGAUUUAUUAUAAAUAGUCAAACCUAUUACAAUUAUCCGCAUAGUUUCAAGAGAAUCCGCCAAGACACAAUGCGUGCUUUUAUGAUUUUGAGUUUCAUCGCAGUUUCAACUGCAGGACGUUUGGGUUACAACUACCAACCAGGAGCAUCUGGAUCUAAUGAAUUCAUUUCUUCCACAUCGAGCUUCAAUCCAGUGUUGGCACUUGGAGGUGGACAAGGUGGGAUUACGGGAUCAAGCAUCAGUAGUACCACUGGAGGAUUUAAUGGGCUAGGACAGCAAUCUGGCAUUAGCUAUGGAAUAAACGGUGGUUCAAUCGGUUCGGGUCUUAGUAGCGGAAUAGGCUUUGGAAAUGCACAGUCUAUUGCCACUGGAUCUAGUAUAGGAUCGUCUGGGUCAGUUGGACUAGGAGGCUCUGCCAGCUUUGGUGGAUCCGGUUCAAGCCAAAUAAUCGAUGGUGGACUCAGUAAGGAAUACUUCAUAUACUCUGCUCCCGAAGAACAAGUUCAUCAAGGUUCAAACACCCAAAGUGUAAGCACAUUGCUGAAAAAGAAUCUUCGUGUUAUAUUCAUCAAGGCUCCAGAGAACAACGGAAUCCACAAUGCUGCUCUCCAAAUAGCCAAACAAGCAACUGAAGACAGAACUGCCAUCUAUGUCCUUAGCAAGGAACCUGAUGUAUCAGAAAUUGCAAACCAAGCCCAACAGAUUAGUGAAAAUGUUCGUGCUAAGCCAGAGGUCCGUUUCAUUAAAUAUAGAACUGCCGAGGAUGCUCUCAAUGCUCAGCGCACUAUUCAGCAACAAUAUGAAGCAUUAGGUGGAUCGUCACAGAGUUCAAACGAAGGUGUUGCUCCCGUUUUGAAUUUUGCUUCUCCUGCUGCUCAACAAAGUAGUCAAGGUCAGACUACAGGUAGUGCUUCAAAUUUGGUAUCAUCGGCCUCAGUAAUCAACUCUUCAGGAUCGAGUAUUGGUGUUUCAACUCUUAACGUUGGUUCUUCAUCAGAGCAAAUUUCACAAAGUAUUAAUUUGGGAAGCUUAGGAUCGUCGAGUAAUGCAGAUGUUAAGUCAAAUAAUGAAUACCUUCCCCCGGCAGUAAAAAAAUAAGUUUUCAAUAUUUGAUAUUAUAAGGAUUUUCCAUUAUUUAGGUCGAAAUAAAAAAUAUUAUUUAUAAAAAAACUACA
Eupeodes corollae is the source of this 1226-nucleotide messenger RNA. RefSeq lists its product as uncharacterized. Lineage: Eukaryota; Metazoa; Arthropoda; Insecta; Diptera; Syrphidae. The record is from RefSeq and is a predicted model, not a curated record. The transcript has 2 exons. The coding region runs from base 121 to 1149 and encodes 342 amino acids.